UAAUGUAAUGCAGUAUUUUCAGUUAUAUCAAUUUGAUUGUUCAUCUUAAAAGUUAAAUUCCUUGAAAUUGCUUUUUGCUAUGUGUGGAUGAAAUUUUAGUUUUAGUUAUGAGAGAUGCUAGUAAAAAUCUUAUGUUUUUCUUAUGUCCUUCCAUUUUGGUAAUAUGUUAGAUUUAGAGCAUGUUUGUAUUGUUUAUGCUUAACAAUAAUUUAGCGAUAAUAUGGUGGUGUUAGUUGGUAGUUUCAUCACAAACUUUGCAUCUCUCUUUUUUCAAUGAAUUGCGAAUUUGCGUUUGCCUAGGUUGUAACUCUUUACUCUUCUUAAGGCUAAGAGUCCUUUGACAUGCAUACUUAUUGUCCACAAUCAAAUCUACUUAUUAGUUACUAUCCUAUGUUUUCAUCUUCUAUCCUAAUUAUCUGCCUAAAUCCUUGGUGGGAUUUACUGGGAAAUAGCUCCUGUUUUAGAAAAAACCAUUUGGCUGAAUGAAUGCUAUUAUCAAGCAUGCGUCGGUUUUACAUGCAAAAGAAAACUCUCCAGUAGCAUCGCCCUGGUGUCAUAUCUCGCUUGGCUAAACUCUGGGGAUCUUACUGCCCUAGACAGACAUGUUUUUUCAUCAUAAAUGCAAUAGCAAUUACAUGUAACUUAAGUGCCGCAUGAAAGCUAUAUGAGCACUCGAGUAUUUAAAUGAUAUUCGAACAUGUGAAUCUAUGCGUAAACAUCUUGUUUGCAUUUCAAGUUAGUUGACAAUCCAGAAUUAACUUUUAGCUAAUGGAGGAGCUAAGAUAUCUAGCAGGAUAUUUGUCCGUAACUGGAUUACAACCUAAACCUUCUUGAAAAGUACCUGUCCUUUGACGUGUAUAUACUCCUUGUUGGAUGAAUAAAGUUUAGACUAGGUUCAGCAUUGUUAGAAGGGAAUGAAACUAGAUAGUAGAUUUGUUUAGAACUUUUUCUUGUCUGCUUGUGCUCCUAACCACUUUCUUUAGAAGGUAAGAGAAGCUUGCAGUCUUAGUACUUUUUUCCUUCUUAUUUUGUAUAAGUUGGUCUGGGAUGAGCUUAAAUGGAGCGACAUGGUCAAUGAGGAUUGAUUAACCGACCCCAACUUGCUUGAGAUUGAGGAGUGACAUAAAGCUGUAGAUGUCUAGCACUAAUUCAGCCUUUGAAUACUCGGUCCUAGUGUUGAAUUUUCAAAAGCCAGCUGAUGGAGGAAACAUUUCCAUCAGCUUUAUGUGACUUUUUUACUGACUUACCUUGGAAGUAAUUUGAUUUUUUAUCACAAUCAUGGAUCCUUGACUUAUUUGAAAGCUGCUAUCUUAAAUCAGUUUGGAUUAGCAAUGCCUCCAAAUCCUAGGGUCGAUCGUGCUUUUCGUUCUAUGAAAGCUCUUGGUAUUUCUGGAGAGAAGGUGAAGCCAGUGUUGAAGAAUCUUUUAAGAUUGUAUAACAAAAACUGGGACCUUAUAGAAGCUGAGAACUAUAGGGUCCUUGCCGAUGCAAUAUUUGAUGAUGAUGAAGCAAAGGAUGCAGAAAUUAAAAAGUCAACUGAGGAUACCGAACUAGAGGCUCUGGUGCAAGAUGAGCCUGAACCACCUCUGAAAAGGCAGCGCUUAAAAAGUCAAUCAAGUCAACCAAAUGAGUCUCUUGAAUCUCAAUUGCCAAACCAGUCAGCUGCUGAUUUUGAUUCCCCUCAGUCCAUGGGCAAUGAAUCACAACCUGGAUCACACCCAUCACUUGAUAGAAACAAAGGAAAGCAGCCCAUGUUUGCCGAUUCAUUAGUACCACAGGAAGAGCUGCCUUCAUCUCAGCCUUCUGAGGCGGACAAGAGCCUUCCAGUUCCCAGGAGAGCUGGAUCUACUUCUGGUUCUGGCAUCCCAGUGUCACCUACGAAGAAUGCCAUUGCUAAUCACACUCUUAUCAAACCUAAGGAUGAGCCAAUCACUGAUGACCUGCCAAGUCUUGAAGUUCCUGUUGCCAUCAUCCGCCCAGGUUCAUCAAGUAAAGGGAAGUCUUCAGUUGCAAGCGGUUCAGAAGGUAGACAAGGUGAUAGUAACGCAUCAGCCACUGUAGUUGAAGCAGAUACAAAUGAUGGAAAUCCACCCAGUCCAGUUGUAGCUAAUGGCAAGCCUGAAACAACUACAGUUAAAUCUUCUUCCGCCCUGGAGAUGGCUUCCUCACAAUCUGGAGAGGUGAAAAUGAUCUUGACCUAUGGCUCGGUCCUUGGAAGAUCAGAUUUCCAGAUGCCUACUCUUGAUGCAGUGGUGAAGUUAAUGGACGAUAAAUGUCAGAAAGAGUACAAAGAGCUUGAUCCUAAUUUUUCCGUGAUGAAGGUCAUGACAGACAUUUGUCAGUGCUUCUUGGAGAUGAGCGGUGAAUCAACUAAUAAAUCAUCUGACGAGUGAACGAAAUAUGUCCUAUGGGAAGCAUGAAGAGGGAAGGAACGAGACGAGUUAACUUUGCAAAACUUACAUUGAGCUAACAACAUUUUGUGUUAAGCUCAAAAUUGAGCUUAAUAACAUCUUUCCUAGAAUUCUGCUGUUUCUCUUUUCUGUGUUCUUUUAUGUAUACAUUUGGUACUAGAAUUCGCUGUUUUCGACGUUAAGAAGUUCCCUUUUCAGGAAGGAGGAAAAUGUGUGAAUGUGUUGGUGAAGAACCUGUGUUCUUGAAAAUGAAGACAUAUUUCCUUCCUUUACAAA
This is a messenger RNA of Solanum pennellii, 2687 nucleotides long. Its product is annotated as probable inactive histone-lysine N-methyltransferase SUVR2. The coding region runs from base 1332 to 2393 and encodes 353 amino acids. The record is from RefSeq and is a predicted model, not a curated record. NCBI's taxonomy places the organism in Eukaryota, Viridiplantae, Streptophyta, Magnoliopsida, Solanales, Solanaceae. The transcript has 6 exons.